Myzus persicae (green peach aphid) is the source of this 1228-nucleotide messenger RNA. RefSeq lists its product as uncharacterized. The coding region runs from base 115 to 687 and encodes 190 amino acids. The record is from RefSeq and is a predicted model, not a curated record. The transcript is spliced from 3 exons. Lineage: Eukaryota; Metazoa; Arthropoda; Insecta; Hemiptera; Aphididae.
AAUAUUAUUACAUACGUGUGUCGUGUAUUCAUUGUUCGAUUCACAUUGAAACGAGUUGUCAAUAUGACAAAGUACUAAUGAAAAAAUCAUAAAUGAAAUUCUUAAGUAAAAAAAAUGAAGAAACCUUUGCUUGUUUUGAUUGCGUUAAUUUCAAUCAUCAAUAUUUCAGGUUUAACCUGCAAUGUCCUAGAAACUUUAUUGUGUAAAAAUUUGAAUGACAUUUGCUAUAAUGACGAAGAUUGUUGUUCAAAAUAUUGUUUAAAAUCAUUUCAAUGGUUUUAUGGUGCUUGUCAGCAACGAUCGUUAGAAUUUGAUUUUGAUUCAAACCCUACAGAUCAAAAAGGAAUCUGUGAAUUCCACAUGCAGACUGAUGAAAGUGAUAUUGAUUAUCUGAAUAAUGAAUUUGACGUGGUAAAUGCAGCCCACAAUAGUUUACCUCCAUAUACACUAAUCAAAGUGUCACACGGCGGAAGGAGGAUAGUCAUCACAGUAAACGAUCGCAUUCCAAGAACAAAUGGAACACUUUUAGACUUAUCCAAUGAAGCUGCCCUGAUGUUACGAAUUAAAAAUGACGAAUCUGUGCCAUGUACAAUCGAAAAAGUGAUACAUCAUAAUCCUUUUCAAAAAAUGAUUUUAUAUGCAAUACCAAUUUUGGGUUGCAUCAUGAUUUUUAUUAGUUUACUUUAAGUUUUCUCAGACCGAAAAUUUGUUUAAAUUAGGAAACAAUUAUUUUCAUAAAUGUAUUCUUAAUUUUUUUUUUGUUUACAGACCAUUGAGUCCCUUUUUACGACGUUCUAUCGAACUUGUCCAUUUAUUUAGGUCCAUUGCAUUAUUCAAUUCUAUUUACUCGAUCCUUCCUCUCCCUAUCCUAUCACAGCUAGAAAAGUCCCCUUGGGCCCUGGUCAUUUUUUCAGAGGGGAGGGGAGUUCUGUGUAGAAGUCAUCUAUUCACCCGCCAAACGUGACCAUCCCAUUAAAGCCAUUUGACUUUAGAAAUUUCCCAUUUUAAUUUCAUACAGGUUCAUUAUUUCGUUAAUAUUCCCCAAAUUUAUUCUACACAUCAAAAAUGUAAUAUCAUAAAUCAUUAUAUUGUUAUACAAUCCACUAUAGCAAAUAUAUAAAUAAGCAUUGAUUAAACAACAUGUUUACAACUGAUACUAAUUGAUGUGAACUUUAGAUUUUAAGCACAAAUAUUGGAACAGUUAAUAAUAUUGUGUUAAAUCCAAAAA